Molecule: messenger RNA, 1585 nt
Organism: Blepharisma stoltei
Lineage: Eukaryota; Ciliophora; Heterotrichea; Heterotrichida; Blepharismidae
Source: the annotation of a GenBank genome assembly
AUGCUUCCAAACUUAUCAAGGAAAAGCUUGGCUGAUGUAGACGAAAUUCAUCGUUUUACCCGGCAUGUGAGUUUGCCAAGAAGUAUGAGCACUUUAUCAAGGAGAAAGUGCAACUAUGAAACUGACCUUUCAAAAGACAUUGAGUCAUAUUGAAAUGCAAGAAAAGAAGCUCAAGAAUUCAAUAAGCCUUCAAUACCAAAACUGUUUAUACAAUAUUAAUAUAAUUUCAAGAUUAGUUUGUCGACACAAUCAAUAAACUAGGCUCCAUGCCAUUUGAUCAGGAUUUUUUGUAAGAGACAUUUCCUCACUCCCCCCCCCUUUAAAUUGGAACUAAAAAUUUUGUUCCAAUUUAAAGGGGGGUUAAUUUUUUUUUUAAAAAAAAAUAUCAAUAUAAAAUUUUUUAUAAAAAAUAUAAAAAAUUUCAAAAACUUAUCGAAUUAGAUCAAUAAAUUUGUUUAAUAAAACGCUAUUUACUCUUUAUCCUUUAAAACAAAGCAAGAUAUAACUAAAUUUUCAUUAUUAGUUAAUAUGCCACUAUUAAUUGGUAUCAAAAUUAUUUACACACAAAAAUUAUUAUUUUUAUUGAUAAAAAAAAUUAAAAAAAAAAAAUUUUGGAAAAUUUAUCGAUCAAAGUGCUAAUUUUGUUUUUAAAUAAGAUGUUAUUUAUACUCUAUUCUUUAAAAUAAAGCAAGAAAUAAGUAAAUUUUAAAAUUUUAUAAAGAAUUCCUAUUGAAUUUAUAUCAAAACUAUCCAAAUAAAAAAGAUCAUUUUUAUCAAAAAAAACAAAAAUUUUUUUGAAAAUUUUUAAAAAAAAAAAUAAUUUUUUUUUUAAAAUUUACCAAUUAAGGAUAAUCAAUUUUAUUAAAUAAGAUGCUCUUUAUACUUUUUUCUUUAAAAAAGAGCAAGAUAUAAAUAAAUUUUUAAUUUUAGUUAAGAAGAAACAUUUAACUUAUAUCAAAACUUUUUAGAUAAAAAAAAAUAUAUAAUUUUUUAUUAUAAAAUUAAAUUUUGUUUCCAAUUUAAAGGGGGGUUAAUUUACCAAAAAAGUGGAAAUUUUACCGAUAUUUUGUUCCAAUUUAAAGCGGGGGGAGUCAGGAAAUAUGGUCGAAACUUUUUUGUCUUGUGAGACAUUUGUUUUUUGAAAAACAGUCGAAUUCUGAUCAAAUGUCUUAAGGGGAAAAAAAUCGACGUCCUAGAUGAAAUGUCUCAUUAUCAAAAAGCCUAGAGAAAAAAGUAUGCACCCAUUAAACUAUUUAUCAAUAAAAUGCACAAUAAUUUGUAGCUAAUAAAUGUAGUAAAGCAUAUACAUCGAGGAUCUGCAAGAAAAAGCAGCAAAAUUCAUGAGCUUUUUCGAAAAGUCAGCGAAGUCAAGAUUUCUAAAAGCCAUAUUUCAGAAGUUGAGAAAAGCCAGAACUUAAGCAAUAUUAAAGAUUCUUUAAUCCGCCUAAUGCCAAAAAAGUAUAAACGACAAAUUGUUAAAAAUUUUGAUCCUUUACCGACUUCCAGUGAAGUAAAAUCAAUGGCUACAAAAAUUAAAUUUGAUGCGAGAAGAGUGAAAAAUAGCCUCCAGUUCUUUGGGAUUUAG